UUGAAUUAGAACCACUUGAUAUGUUGGGACUAUGGGUCCUUCUGAAGCCUGUUAUUGUAGCAUAUCUUGUAGCUUGCACUGCUGCCUUGCAACUCUCUGAUGCAGGCGUCACUGAUUGGUAUAAACCGAUAGUUGGAGUACCCCUCGCCCACUCCCCCAAUCUCAUCCCUCGCUUCGUCGAAAAUGCGCCUUCCAUUGCUUCGAGUGUCCUCCUGGCAUCCGAAAAGAACAUCCUUGCAUCUCUCAGCUCAGUUGAUGGGAGCAUAGAAUGGCGGAGUCUGUUUGACUACUCCGAACCCAUUAUCAAUCUCCAGCUCUGUCAGAAUCGCCUCGUCUUUUUAUCAGGAGCAGGAGGUGCAACUAUUCGCUCAAUGGAAGCCAACAAUGGAACUUUUCUUUGGGAACGUCCACUACACGAUACCUCUCAGGAACACCCCUUUACCGGGCCAUUGGAUGCUGGUGCUGGUUUGCUCUUCCUUGACGGUGAUUCCUCCCACGAUGUUAUUGUGUUGAGCAAUUCUGUCGAUGUCCGCCGCCUUGAUGGCAGUACUGGUGCCCUCAAAUGGCAUUGGAAAGCACCAGAGGAAUCAUCACUGAAUUUGCAUUGGCAACUUGCAGUAUCUGAAUCGAGCAUCUAUGUCAUAUCCCUCACCAAAUCGUUCGCUUCCCACACUCUUCAUCUCACUAUUUUGGAUUCCAUGUCUGGUCGUCAAAUUGGCUCCCGUCAUGUGCCAUCAUCGCUAGAAGCAGGGCUCAACGAUGUGGUUGUCAUGAAGUCCCCAUUAUCAUCAUCUCCGCGUCUCUUGUGGCUUGAGUCUGAUGGCGUGAUAAAAAGCUUGGACCUUUCCUCGAGUGGAAUAUUAGCGAAGCCCUCUCCCGUUAAGGCCGCUAAGGCUAUUUCCCGGAUCAUAGACGUGGGCCAAAGCUACAAAGGCUACAUUCUCGCCGAGGCAAACGACAGAACGACUGUCAUUCUUAGAUAUGACGCGGCCGGGUCCAUUUCAUCCCUCCCCAUCCCUAGUCUGGAUUCUUCUGUGUCAUUCGCAAGAUCUCUGUAUGCCUUAGCAUCGAAGUCCGAUGGAAACAUCUCAUUAUUGCAUGUCUCGAAAGCAGAGGAGGGUGAUACAGUAGUUGCGUAUGUGUACGAUGCCCCCAGCAUGAUCCUGGUUAAGAGCUAUGAGGUCGUAUUUGAUCACAGUUUGUACGGGGACAUUGAGAGCGCGACGUUUCACUGGACCAACGAAGGCAUCUUUGAACUUCUCCUUGUCUCGUCGACAGGGUCUCUUCGACUGUGGAAACAGGCGGAAGCGAUCCACGUGAGUACUGAAACAAAGGAUCAGCUGGCACUUGUAUGGUCGCGUGAGGAAAGCUUGGGUAGCAUUGUGCGGACUGAGAUAGUGGAUUUGCCAGAGAAACAAGUGCAUCAAUCACAUGUCGCCGCAAACGAGCCAUUCAUCAACAAGGUGGUCAGACACGCCACAGAGUUGCAGAAUCUUCCCGCAUACGUUUACCAUUUCGCCCUCAGAUUCUCGACGGGCAGAUACGAAACGUUCUCAUCAAUAACAGCUCCUACAGAUUCCAACCUAGAUGAACUGUACCGUGAUGCUUUCGGGUUCCGUAAGGUUAUAAUCGCUAUCACCAGCCUUGGAACGGUUUAUGGCCUGGACAGUCGGGGUGGUGACGUCCUCUGGAGGCGUUACCUGGGCCCUAUACUUCAACCCCGACCCUUCAUGACUCGCACUGUCUGGGACGGGGAAGGAGCAACUCCCCCUGAGCUGCUGAUUGUGGCUCGCGAGAAGCUGACGCUGGCAACAGUGGUGUGGCGACUGAAUGCACUGACAGGAGAGGGAGAACAACAAUCUUUAGAACUGCCUGGGUUCGGUAGUCAUGACCUCGUGUUUCAUAAGGGAACCAACAGAUCCCUCCUUGUUAGCGUCAGCACAGACUUCAAGAUAUCUAUUCACCCCGUCGACGACUUAGAAUCCCGAGUACCUCCACCUGAAAGACUGCAUCUCCUGGUGGGAAACUACACGGGCAAUCAACGGAUCUCCGGGUACUCCAUUGGCGAAUCCUCAAGAUCGUCCCUUACAUGGACGUACCACAUUCCCUCCUCCGAAGUGCUCAGGUACACGUUCGUUUCCUCAUCUCGAGGCCACCCUAUCGCAUCGUACGGGAAAGUCUUGGCUGAUCGUAGUACCCUAUACAAGUAUCUGAACCCUCAUAUUGUGGGCAUCGUUACGACUUCGAGGGCCGUGAGCGCGGAAUCGAUUUAUCUCAUCGAUUCCGUCUCUGGUGCGGUCUUAUACCACGCAGUCAUUCGCGCCGCUCAAGGUUCACUGAAAGCCAUCCUUACUGAGAACUGGCUCGUUUACACAUACUCCCUCCAUUCCGAUGUCCAAGAUGCUCCCUUCGAUAGCAGAGGAGAGCAAAUUGUGACAGUCGAGCUUUACGAGGGCAAAGAUGUGAAUGAGAAGACAAGCAGCCCAGAUGCCUCAAGCUUCACUUAUGAUCCUCAGCUAUUACACGUCAUCCAAAACUCAUUCGUUCUUCCUCAAGGAGUUGCCGCUUUGGGAAUGACUGCGACCAAAUACGGGAUCUCAGCUAAGGACUUGAUCGUUGCCACUACUAAACACCAAAUUUUAUCUGUCUCUCGACGUGUGCUGGAUCCUCGCCGACAUAAAAACAAGCCCUCGUCUGCUGAUACCGAAGAGGAUCUUAUUCCCUAUGAUACUGUGAUUCCCGAUGAUCAUAAACGAGUGCUUUCACAUCAUCACGAGGUACUGGGCAUACGCAACAUCGUCGCCUCCCCUGCACUCUUGGAGUCGACAUCUCUGAUUUUUGCGUACGGUCAUGACCUCUUCUUUACUCGUUUGGCCCCAUCGAAUACCUUCGAUGUGUUGAACAAAUCUUUUAACAAAGUACAGCUUAUCUUUACCAUUGCUGGGCUCAUAAUUGCGAUCUUAGUUACUAAGCCACUCGUAGAACGUAAACAACUCAGAGAACGGUGGUAUUCGUAGCAAUUCCUCUAUAGGCGUAAUCAUAAGUAAAUUACACCCACUGUCGGAUUUCUGGCGUUUGCAGUAAUAAUAAUAACUCUAGUUCA
Cantharellus anzutake is the source of this 3103-nucleotide messenger RNA. RefSeq lists its product as uncharacterized. Gene Ontology annotation, molecular function: protein binding. The record is from RefSeq and is a predicted model, not a curated record. Gene Ontology annotation, cellular component: EMC complex. The transcript is spliced from 13 exons. Gene Ontology annotation, biological process: protein folding in endoplasmic reticulum. The coding region runs from base 21 to 3017 and encodes 998 amino acids. NCBI's taxonomy places the organism in Eukaryota, Fungi, Basidiomycota, Agaricomycetes, Cantharellales, Hydnaceae.